AUGUUUUUUCAAAUCCUUCACCGUUUUGUCAGCAAUCUUUCUACCAGCAAUAUGGGUUUCCUUUCUCUGAUAGUGCACCGGCUCUCAGUUUUAAAGAAGUACGUGAGAAAUAUUCAUCAGAAAAAAGCCAUCUCGGGGCAGCGGCAGGGUCUGCCUUGUAUUGCACCACUCCUGACCACAGUGGAAGAGACACCACAGAUCAUCUCUGCCCGAGUCCGAGGACAUUUUCCAAAGUGGCUCAAUGGCUACCUGCUUCGAAUUGGGCCUGGAAAAUUUGAGUUUGGGAAAGAUAAAUACAAUCAUUGGUUUGAUGGAAUGGCUUUGCUUCACCAGUUCAAGAUGGAGAAGGGCACAGUGACAUACAGGAGCAAGUUUCUACAGAGUGAUACGUAUAAGGCCAACAGUGUUCAAGAUCGAAUUGUGAUCUCAGAAUUUGGCACACUGGCUUUCCCAGAUCCAUGCAAGAACAUUUUUGAACGUUUCAUGUCAAAGUUUGAGCUGCCUGCCAUAACCGACAACACCAAUGUCAACUAUGUGCGGUACAAGGGUGAUUACUACGUUAGUACUGAGACCAACUUUAUGAAUAAAGUGGACAUUGAAACUCUGGAAAAAACAGAAAAGGUAGAUUGGAGCAAAUUUAUUGCUGUGAAUGGAGCAACUGCACAUCCUCAUUAUGACCCCGAUGGAACAGCGUACAAUAUGGGGAACUCGUAUGGCCCACAUGGUUCCUACUAUAAUGUUAUCCGGGUUCCUCCAGAGAAGAUGAAUGUUGGGGAGACAAUCAGUGGGGCCCAGGUGAUAUGUUCUAUUGCUUCUGCAGAGAGGAGGAAGCCUUCUUACUAUCAUAGCUUUGGAAUGACAAGGAACUACAUAAUCUUCAUUGAACAACCUAUAAAGAUGAAUCUGUGGAAAAUUUUCACUUCUAAAAUUCGGGGAAAGGCCUUUUCAGAUGGAAUAAGCUGGGAACCCCAGUGUAAUACGCGGUUUCAUGUGAUGGAUAAACACACUGGACAGCUUCUUCCAGGGAUGUAUUACAGCAAACCUUUUGUUACUUUUCAUCAAAUCAAUGCCUUUGAGGAUCAGGGCAGCGUUGUAAUUGAUUUGUGCUGUCAAGAUAAUGGAAGAAGCCUAGACAUUUACCAACUACAGAAUCUCAGAAAAGCCGGCAAAGGUCUUGAUCAGGUCUAUAAUUCAUUAGCCAGAUCUUUCCCUCGAAGAUUUGUUUUGCCCUUAAAUGUCAGCUUGAAUACGCCUGAGGGAGAGAACCUCAGUCCAUUGUCCUAUUCUUCAGCCAGUGCUGUGAAACAGGCUGAUGGGAAGAUCUGGUGCUCUCAUGAAAAUCUACAUCACGAGGAUCUAGAGGAGGAAGGAGGCAUUGAAUUUCCCCAGAUCAACUAUAGCCAAUUCAGUGGCAAGAAGUAUAAUUUCUUCUAUGGCUGUGGCUUUCGGCAUUUGGUGGGAGAUUCUCUGAUCAAGGUUGAUGUGGUGAACAAGACACUGAAGGUUUGGAGAGAAGAUGGCUUUUAUCCCUCAGAACCUAUUUUUGUUUCAGUACCAGGAGUCAAUGAAGAAGAUGGUGGGGUUAUUCUUUCUGUGGUGAUCACCCCCAAGCAGAAUGAAAACAAUUUUCUCCUAGUCUUGGAUGCCAAGAACUUUGAAGAACUGGGCCGAGCAGAAGUACCUGUGCAAAUGCCUUAUGGGUUCCAUGGCACCUUUGUACCCAUCUGAUGGGACAACCACAAGGUCUGGGAACUAGGUUUAAAACGAGUGUGCUCUGUACAAAAGAGAGAGCAAAAAGGGCACACCACCUCUCAAACCAUAGACGUUUGGUUUUUAAAUUUCUAUUAAAAACAGAAUUCAUGAGAUAAUUAUGGUUUUAUAUUUUCUUAGCAUUUUUCCUUGAAAUCAUUAAGCUAGUGUUAAUACAAUCUUUUGAAGAGAGUUUCAAAUUUACAUUAAUUGCAUAUAUCUUCCCCUAGGUAAUGAUAAGAAUAUGAAACUGAGUCAUUACCACCAUCAGAUAGGUGGGUGACAGAGGUCCUGGGAGAAGAAAUACAAAUAAUCAUAGAAAAUGGACUUUGAAUAUAGAUCUGAAAAGCACCUUGUUCUUUCCAUCACACUCUGCCUGUUACUGUUGGUCCGAUGGUACUCAGAAGACAGGAAGUCUGCUGUAUCAUGCUUGGAGGCUUCUUCUAAACUGGCUGUUUCUCUGACAUCCACAGCAGAUGCUGUUGCAGUUGCACAACCCUCCUGUGGACUAUCUGCUACCACCCCCCAGCCCACCCCCAGCUUAGCCUUGGGAGGUUGUUGUUUUGAAGGACAUCACUAAAAUCAGGCAUUUUUCUAGUCUCCACGUGUAUUGAUUGAUGAAAAGUCAGUAGUUCUUCAUUUUGUUGAGUAACAGGCGGCACUACAGACCAUAUAAUCUUCACAUUUCUAAACACCAGGUUUUACUAAGAGCCCUAAACAGCCUAGAUCUAUCACUUAAACCAUACUCUUGCCAACACCCUCAAAAUUCCUUGUUCCCUUUUCCUUCAGUUAUACUCCCUGCCCUUGGCUGAACUCUAACCCAGGACCAGUUAAACUGUCCAUGCUACCUCUGCAUGUUGAACGUUGGUGCAGAGGGCCCCCAAACGUGUAAUUUGGGGCACCUGUGAACUCAUGUUAGGCUCUUUGCACAGUCCUGGACCAACAUAGUGAGUUCCUUCUCUAAUUUUCCUUAAAAGUUAUUUCAGACUUCACAAACCCUAUCUCAUUUAGUGAAGUGUUCUAUACAUACAAAUGUCACGUGCAGGGGUUGCACUGUGGCAAUAAAAUAAAAGGCCUUAAGUUCCA
Molecule: messenger RNA, 2835 nt
Organism: Galeopterus variegatus (Sunda flying lemur)
Lineage: Eukaryota; Metazoa; Chordata; Mammalia; Dermoptera; Cynocephalidae
Gene: BCO2
Product: beta-carotene oxygenase 2
Exons: 12
Coding region: 1-1728 (575 amino acids)
Biological process (GO): carotene catabolic process; retinal metabolic process
Cellular component (GO): mitochondrion
Molecular function (GO): beta-carotene 15,15'-dioxygenase activity; carotenoid dioxygenase activity
Source: RefSeq, a predicted model, not a curated record